This is a messenger RNA of Mercenaria mercenaria, 2950 nucleotides long. Its product is annotated as hemicentin-1-like. The record is from RefSeq and is a predicted model, not a curated record. The coding region runs from base 145 to 2880 and encodes 911 amino acids. NCBI's taxonomy places the organism in Eukaryota, Metazoa, Mollusca, Bivalvia, Venerida, Veneridae. Gene Ontology annotation, cellular component: cell-cell junction. Gene Ontology annotation, biological process: cell-cell adhesion. The transcript is spliced from 10 exons. Gene Ontology annotation, molecular function: cell adhesion molecule binding.
UACUUCUCCGUUUGAGAUACAAAUAAGAAAGAAAUAUUGCAUAUAUAAAUCAGUAGAGAAAUAUCCUAACAAGAACGAAAAGUGCUCGAUCUACAGGAUUUGUGUAUUUAAAGGAAAUGUAAAUAUGAAAAUAUUCUAAACAAUAUGAUACUAGACAAACUAUCUGCACACUUUUGCAAGUUGCUUAUUUGGUGUACUUUGUGCCUGAUGUCAGGGGUUUUCUGCCAGAUUGUUAAAUUAACACCUGAAGUAGCAGAAGUUAUAGAGAACGGAAGUGUUUCAUUAACGUGUGGGUAUAAUGGUACAGAAGAGGUAACAAGCUCAAGAUGGAUAUAUUCUGCUGCAUCUACUAACCCUGUUAUAGUCCAGGUUGAUGGAAAGUGUGUUGCUGCUGGCUUUUUAAACAAUACGAAUCUAUAUAAAUGGACAUGCCACGGAAACAACUCAUUUUCUUUAACAUUGAAAAAAGUCGAACGACAAAAUCAUGGCGAAGCAUGGAGCUGUCGGCAAACAAAUAUUGAGAGCAAUACGGUUUCAGUCUAUGUAAAAGUACCAGUUAACGAAGCUGAAAUCACUACACCUAAGAGGAAUGUAACAACACUGUCAGAAAACUCGAAUGGAACAUUCAUUUGCACGACAUCCCCAGCAAGACCGGCGGCGACAGUCACAUGGUUCCUGGAUAAAAGUACAGCUCAACUGGACAGAAUACAAAUUUUACAAAAUGUGUCACAGUUCAACACAACAAAUAAUGAAGGACUAAUGUAUACAACUGGAAGGUUGGUGUACGUACCAACUAGAAAAGUGAAUGGAUGGCUUUUGUACUGCAAUGCAAACAACUUACAUAAUCAAAAGGUGGAAUCGAAUAGGGUAUUACUGAACAUUACUCAUCCACCUGAUAGUCCACCAGACAUUCGAGGUUUUCAAAACAACAGCAUGUACCGAGUGAUAGAGAACACUGUGGGACAACUGUCUUGUUCUGUAGCUGGUGGUAAUCCGUUGUCAACCAUAAGCUGGGAAUGCUUUAACGAAACAUGGGAAAUCUCAUCUGAAGGAGAAACCGUCACAGCUGAAGUUACAUGGACUGCCUCUAGAAAUCAGACGGGUCCGUGCUUAUGCAGUUCAAUGCACAUUGAAUCUGGAAGUGAGCUUGUAGUCGUUUAUGUGGACGUGUUGUAUCCACCGCCAAGUCCAACUAUAGAAGUAAGUAAUGUCACUGUUCCUUCUUCUGGAAACAUAAGAAUCAUCAGACAUAAUACCUUAUCUAUAAGUUGUAACAGUUCAAGUAAUCCAACACCAAGUUUCGAAUGGACAAUGCCAGAUGGGACAAUCAGUCAAGGUCAAAAGUUAACUGUUGCCAACGUCCAGACGAGUAAUGAGGGGCGUUACCUUUGCACAGCGAAAAAUGCAAUGAAUGCUUCAGGUGGUGAUAUUGUUACGGCUACUAAUAUCUCCUAUGUGGACAUGAAAUUGUUAUAUCCACCGACAACGCCAUUAUUUCGAUAUAGAAACCUCAGCGGUCCUCUUAUUGGUAACAUGUCUAUGGAUAUGGUUCUUGGUGAUACGUUUACUGUAGCAUGUUGUUCAAACGGACAACCCCAGCCCGACUACAGCUGGAGUAACCAGACAGAACAAAGUCAAAUAUUAAUAGUUACGUCGUUAUCAAGUGAUAUUGCAAGAACAUGUAUAGCAACAAAUGUAAUGAACGAAACAACUGGAGAAAACCGGGAAGGACAGGCAAAAGCGGCGCUUUCAGUAUUUGUACUAUAUCCACCUAUUGCACCGAUAAUACGAUUUUUAAUGGAUGCCAGUAACUAUAUCGAUGUAACGGACAUGAUCAGUGUAAUCGAACAAAGUUCGUUUACGUUAUCAUGUAACACAUUGAGCAAACCAAAGUCAUCCUAUUCUUGGUACGGUCCAUUGACGUCGACCUCAUCAGAGUUAAUUCUUCAAAAUAUUAAAAGACAACACACAGGAAGAUACAGUUGUCAUGCAUUUAAUACGAUGAAGCGGAGCUUUGGUAUCACGGAAAGAGGGGAAAAUAAUACAAGCGUGCAUAUGAAUAUAUUAUAUAAGCCUGGAAUAGGCAGUCUUCAAAAUCAAACUGUAAUUGAGGGUGCUUCUCUGAAUAUAACUUGCCCAGUUUUACACGGUAAUCCGGAUGUUCUGGCAGUUCAUUGGACAAGGGAUGGUGACGAUAGAUUAUGGCAUAAACAGCACUUAGUUAUUCAGACAGUUUUACGUAAUGACUCGAUGAUGUACACGUGUACAGUAAACAAUACUAUGGAACCAACUGUAGGGGAUCUUACAGACGGACGAACAAGCAAACAGUUUCACCUAAAUGUUCUAUAUAAGGCAAGUGUGGUAGAUUUCUCCGUGGAUGGAUAUCACGGGCAUAACCCUGUAACUAUAGACGAGAAUACAACUGUUAAAUUUAGAUGUAACAUCGACAGUAACCCGAAGUCAACUAUAACUAUAUAUUUCAUGGACCUUAUCUUAAAGACGACCGAGGAUGAUGCGCUAGCACUUGUAUAUAUGCGUCAGUUUGCCGGAUGUCUUCAUGCUGGAGUAUAUGUAUGUACAGGAAUGAAUGAAUAUAAUUAUGUAGAGCCGUCUAAGAAAUAUCUCACCUUGAAUGUCAAAUGUUUCCCUCGUCCAUCACCGACAGUAAAGAUACAAGAUAGAAUAUUUACUGCUGAACAAGUUCCUGUUACCCUGAGUUUCACAGCAUUAGCCUACCCUGUACCAGAUAUUUCUGAUUACAAAUGGCGGAGAUAUGUUGGGUCUGUGUGGAUAUCUUUAGCAACCAGUGACAACAUUGUUAUCAAUACAUCUGGACUACAGUCAAAUCUUACAAUUACUGAGGUCGGACAAUCGGACUAAUGGACGUAUCGUCUUGAGAUUGAAAACCCCAUUGGAAUCUUUGAGCAAAUAUUUACAGUUGGACCCGAAG